AUGCCUCGGCCUGGACCUAGACCUUACGAGUGUGUGAAACGAGCUUGGCAUAGCGAUCGUCAUCAACCUAUUAGAGGUUCCAUUAUCCGCCAGAUUUUCAGGCUCGCCAUGGAAGCACACAGUGCAGCGACGAGGAAGAACAAGGAGUGGCAGGAGAAAUUGCCUGUAGUUGUCUUAAAAGCAGAGGAAAUCAUGUACUCUAAAGCCAAUUCCGAGGAAGAGUAUACAGAUGCUGAUACAAUGUGGAAUAGGGUAAACGAUGCGAUUGAUACAAUCAUUAGGAGAGAUGAGAGCACUGAAACUGGCCCUCUUUUGCCUCCUUGUGUUGAAGCUGCUCUUAACCUUGGAUGCAUUGCUGUGAGAGCAUCAAGAAGCCAAAGACAUAGCAACAUAAGGACUUAUCUAGGUCCAAAAAUUCAGGAACAGGUCCCUGCGCCGCAGAGUAAUGAGCCGCCAUACCAUCAUGAAUAUCAUCAUCAGGCUCAAAAAUCCACCAAACCAAGCCUUACCUCUCAAGCUGCGAUCCCAGUGGAUGUUCUUGAUAACAACAGCAACAAGCACGUACCUGCUGCUGGGCCUCGCGGUUACCCAUUUCUACAUGAAUCUAUGCAGAUGCAUCAAAAGCCAUUGGCAAGAAAGCAAGGGACAAGCACUGCUCCAGCUCAAGCUCAAGCUCAAGCUCAAGGUCCAGGUCCAGGUCCAAUCAACUUGGGCUCAGUCUAUUCUCUGUAUUACGGAGGUAAUAAUAAUAAUCAGACUCAGCAAGUGGACAUGUCUUUUAGAGUCCCCGAAGCGCCUAUAAUCGUUGGCAUGCCUAUUGGUAUAAAGGCUCCAGAAGAAGCGCUCUGUGAUUUAUCCUUGAGGCUCGGUAUAUCUUCAGAACCACCACACUCUACAAGAAUAGAAGUUGGGUCGAGUCGGGCUUACAGUGGAAGAAACCAAGAAGAGUUGUGUUUGUUCUCUGAGGUGAAGAAGAAGAAUGGUAUGUUUGAUUGGUUUUCAAAUUACGAAGGUCAGAAUUCAGAUUCCAGAGUUAAAAAGCACAAAACGUUUUGUGGAGACUCUCUUUAG
This is a messenger RNA of Microthlaspi erraticum, 1071 nucleotides long. The record is from the annotation of a GenBank genome assembly. Lineage: Eukaryota; Viridiplantae; Streptophyta; Magnoliopsida; Brassicales; Brassicaceae.